Cyphellophora europaea CBS 101466 is the source of this 1068-nucleotide messenger RNA. RefSeq lists its product as uncharacterized. The record is from RefSeq and is a predicted model, not a curated record. Gene Ontology annotation, molecular function: water channel activity. The coding region runs from base 1 to 1068 and encodes 355 amino acids. Gene Ontology annotation, cellular component: plasma membrane. The transcript has a single exon. NCBI's taxonomy places the organism in Eukaryota, Fungi, Ascomycota, Eurotiomycetes, Chaetothyriales, Cyphellophoraceae. Gene Ontology annotation, biological process: transmembrane transport.
AUGGGCGACGAGAUGCGGCCGGCAGUGAACGCCUUCGCUGGACGGGUCGGCGGCAACCAGGAAUUCAUCCUAGAUCGCAAUGACCCUGACAACCGGUCGCUUCUUGAGCAGAACCCCGAUGCCGCGCCCAUGAUCCCGCUGCGGCAGUUGUUCGACCUCCGUGGCCUGUGGAACGUGUUGCUCUGGAAGCAAGCCUUCGCAGAGGGCAUGGGCACCCUGAUCCUCGUCUAUGCUACCGGCUACAUGGCCACCUCGCCCAACAUUCACACUCCUCCGCCGUCUCCUACAUCCGGGCCCUUCAGCACCACCUCCUUCCUCGGCGCACUGAUCGGCGGCAUCACCAGCACCAUCUUCCUCACCAUCGCAAUCCUGACGUUCGGCCCCAUCACCGGAGGUCACCUCAACCCGUUCAUCACCAUCGCCACCUUCGUCAUCCGGCUGACCUCGCUCCCUCGCGCGAUUCUGUACAUCGGCUUCCAGCUCGUCGGCGCCUCCCUCGCUGGCCUCCUGAUACGCGCGUCCUGGGGCUCCCGCGACUUCAAGGUCGGCGGUUGCUUCUUGUUCGAGGCGCAGGGCGCCACCGUCGGCUCCGCCUUCGUGACCGAAUUCGUCGGCUCUUUGUCCCUCAUCAUCCUCGUGUUCGGCGUCGCUCUCGAUCCGCGCAACAAAGCUGUGCUGGGACCCGUGCUGGGCCCUUUUCUGGUCGGCAGUACCCUCGGCGUAUUGAGCUUUGGUCUGAGCUUCGGGAAAGAGGGGUAUGGAGGGCCAAGCAUGAAUCCUGCUAGGUGCUUUGGGGCGUAUGUGGGCAGUCGCUUUCCGGGUUGGCACUGGGUGCAUUGGGUGGGGCCUAUCGCAGCUGCUGUGGCGCAUGCGAUCAUGUAUGCGGCGGUACCGCCUUGGGAGUUGCGGGGCCAAAUAGAAGAGGUGGAGACGAGAGAGGGGAAGGUUGGCAUGACGCCGACGGUAGGGAGCAGCACGCUGGGAGAUGGGCAUACGCACGCAGUUGUGCCAAGGCCGAAAGGUAUUCAGGACGGAGGAAGCGACGCCGGCAGGGGCGAGGAGGUCUGA